Spirodela intermedia is the source of this 17929-nucleotide messenger RNA. Lineage: Eukaryota; Viridiplantae; Streptophyta; Magnoliopsida; Alismatales; Araceae. The record is from the annotation of a GenBank genome assembly.
AUGAUACCUAGGUAUUGCAAACUAGGAGUUGAUAUUCUAAAAAUGUGAAUCAUAAUUUUUAAUUCUUUCAUUCUUCAUUUCAGUAUCUUUUAUUGUGCACAUAAUUGUAGUAAGACCUCUAAGAUUAAAAAGGAGAAUUUCUACUUAAAUGUGAUGUAGCCCAAGACACAAGUUAAAGUGUCAACUUUGAAUUUGGGCCAACUUAUUCUAAAUUUAGGUCAUAAAGUGAAAAGUGCAAGAAAAGAUAUGUCACCAAUGGAUUGCAAGUUCAAAUUUGGGCCCACUUUAUAUCCUUUCACUUUUAGAAGGUACUUUAUGUCUCAUUCCUUCUAGAAGAGACUUUUGGAGUUCAAUCUGUACCUAAGAUAUGUUCAAGAUCUCUAACUGUUAGAUUUUGUAUCAAAGUUUUUACUAAGUAUCUCUAACUAUUAUAGUAAGUUUUAUGUCAUGUUAAAGUAUUUUUUAAGGAUUUGUCUAAGAUCUCAGUCUAUUAGAGUUUAUUUUAAGUCAUUUUAGAGUUAGUCAGACUUUGUCCCCAAGAUUUGUCAAGAUCCUUCUUUUGGAGAGCACCCAACCUCCUUUCUAGGCCUAUAAAGGCUUCCAUUGUAACUUGAGGUACUCAAUUUUUAGUUGAAUCGGUUUUCUCUAUUAUGAGAACCUUUCCCUCUUAGUUGUGGAUUCAAGCACCCCUUUGUGGAUUCAAGGAUUGAAGACUCUAAAUAUGUGGAUUCAAAAGUAGGUUUCUUCUCCAAGAUUGGAGCUUUGUGGAUUCAAACCCAUAUCUUGUUUAUCUUCCACGUUACUGCUACAUCAAUUUGUAUUAGAACAAGUCAACAUUUCAAUCUAGGUUCAAAAUGUCACUAGUAAAUCUGCUCAUAUUAGUGAUGAUGAUUCAUCUAAAGUUUUUUCUAGCUCAAAAUCAGAUUUUAUUACAUUUCAAGAUUGAAUAGAUAAAAAAUUUGAUGAUAUUAGUGAUACCUUGAAACAACUUUUUGUAAGAAUGAGUGUAUUAGAGAGUCAUUCAUGUCCUCUUAGAGAUCAUGGAAUCAAAUGUCUUUAAAAAGUCACUCAUGUUGAAUCUUCAUCAGAUACUCACUGGUCAUUUGGUUUUACAAGUUCUAGGUCAAAAUUUGAAGAAGAUAAUUUUCGAGAUUUUUUAUGAAGAUUGACUUACCAUGUUUUAAUGACCAUUUGAAGAUUGAAGAGUUCUUAGAUUAGUUAGUUGAAGUAAAAUAAUUUUUUGAGCAUAUGAAAAUUUCUGAUGAAAAACAAGUAUAGUUAUUGACUUAUAAAAUGAAGGGUGGAGCUUCUACAUAGUGGGAACCAAUUAUAGACCAUGAUAAGUCUUCAUUAUCAUGAGUUAAUAAUUAUUAAAUAAUAUAGUUUUAACUUUAACUCAUGAUAAAUAGACUUAUAUUUGUGUUAAAGUGUGAAAAGUAAUUUUCAGUUGAUUAAUGUGAAAUUUUGGGUAAUUAUGUGAUUUUAUAUGAUUUUUACAGUCUUGCUUUUGAGAUAAAUAAAGAACAAGAAAUAAAAAUAAAAAUAUUGCAAAAUGGGGGCCGGCUAGCCGGGCCUGCAAGCGGGUCGGAAGCACAGUUGGGAAAUAGCUAUGAGCAGGGGCUCGAGCGGCUUGGCUUGGAUCGAUAGGGGUACGUGUGCGCCACUCCCCUUCCACAUCAUCAGUGGCCAGCCAACUGUGGGGCAAGGAGUGGUUGUACAUGCGAGAGAAGGGACUUACUUAGAAAGCUAACAUUACUAUAUAUUCGCUCGAAAAAUCAAUGCACAACCAAUGUGGGACUAAACCCACAUCACACCUUCCUCAGAAGAGGUGGGUGACCGACGUAGGUUUGAAUCCUCCUAGAGUCAAAAUUCAUAUAUUUUUAUCUGAUUAUCCCGACUUUCCUACAAAUCACCGGUGAAGGAUUAAGUAACUAGAAUCGCUAGAUCAUCAGCAAAAACCUCAUCAACGUGAUUUGCGAAGUAUUGCUACUAAAAUUGUUGAACAAUUUGCAAUAAAAGGAUCGCGAAUCUAUUGAGUAAAUUAUCUCCGAUUGAUUGACGAACGAGCCGUCCUCGAGAAAAGGACGAUCUGCCAGGAGAAGAGUCGUCACCUCUUGAGAGCAUACUAGAUGCGAUGAAGAGCCUCCUCUUGCUGCGCGGACCUAAGGAUGAAGCUCCCUGACACGUGCCCCACCUCCAUCCAGCUCCUCUCUAUCAGGUGACAACUGUCGGAGAGCCGCAAAGUCACCGUUUUUUGCUCUGCUAGGUGACAGCCGCCAGAGACAAUUCGACGACCCAUUUCAUUAAUCUCUAGACUUCGCAAAGAAAUCUAGAGAUUGCCCACAUCGUCUUUGUCCAAGGAGAGCCUUCAAGGCUAUGGACACUACACGACAAUCCUCCCGAAUGCUCAGGAUUUCGAUGCAUCGUCGUCGCGACGUUGGAACUCUAUUUUCCUGCUUUCAAUUUACUUUACUCUUUAUUUAGUGAUAAUUUUUGUGAUUUUAACUUACCAAAAUAUACUUUGUUCUAUUACGAUUUAUCUGACUUUUACAGAUCUUAAUUUGAUUAAUUAAAUCAUCUGUAAUCGCUUCUGUAAGAAUUGUCGAGCGGAACUCUAUUUCUACCCAAUUUGCAUUCACCAGACGUUGUCGUUAUCCCGACAUCCGCACCCUUACUUCCCUUUUUCGUGAUUUUUAAAUAUAUUUCCUUUUCAUUUCCUAGUAUACAAUUCAUAAAAAAUUGUAUUCACUGAGACAAAUUCUGAAUAAUUACUAGAUAUUAUACUACAUCCCUGUGAUCGACUUGGAAAAUUACUGCUAUUUUUGAAAAUUUUAUUGAAUUAUAAUUGAUAUAUUUAUUCAUAAAUACUUCUAAAUAUCUAAAAAUUCAUAUUUUCUAGUUUUAUAAAUUUAGAUUUAUGUGAUUUAAUAUACAACGACUAAUCCACAUCAAAUUUUGGCGCCGUUGUCAAAGAUGUAUUGCAUGAUAUUUAGUAUUUUUUUGUUUUUCUCUUAGAGUACACAAAAAAAAAUUAACUCUUAUUUUAUUUUCUUUUUGCCGAUUUUUUUUUUAUAAAAAGGGAAUGAAAUGAAGCAAGGUAAGGACUCUCCUUGGAAGGCUCUUUGGAAAAAGGGUAACAAUUACUAAACUUUUCCUUCAAAUUUAUUGAUUUUUUUUAUGCAUGGUAAAAGAUCCUUGCAUCUAAGGCUAGAAAGUUCUUUCAUUAUUUCAUUCAAAACUAAAAAUUUGAAAGAAAGAUAAAUUUUGAUGCAUCUUUAAAGAAGUAUAGGUCAAAUUGAGAUAAAUCUUAUGGCCAUGAAAAAUUAUUAUAUCUUGUAUUCAUUUCAAAGAGCAUCUAAUAUUAGAGUCUCAUUAGUACCCACUGUUAAAUUCGAAAUAAAUUUUAGAAUUUUUCAAAUGCUCCCUAAUUUUCAUGGAUUGCCUUUAGAGGAACCUCAUCAGCACUUAGAAAAAUUUCAUAUGGUCUGUGAUUUAGUUAAUCUCCCUCAAGUUACACUGGAAAUUACUAAGAUAAAAUUAUUUUCUCAUACACUUAGGACAAAGCUAGCCAUUGGCUAUCCACAUUAGAUAGAGAAUUAACUAGCUGGAAAGAUAUAGAAUAGGCCUUUCUUCGAAAAUUUUAUCUCUUAGGAAAAACUCAAAAUAUGAGAAAAUAUAUGUAGAGUUUUUCUCAAAGACUAGGAGAAACUUUGCAUGAGACAUAGAAAAAAUUCAAAGAUUUACUUAAGAAGUAUCUUCAUCAUGCUAUACCUAAGUGGCAACUCAAUAUAAUUUUUUAUGAUGGAUUAUUAAAGUAAUAUAGAAAUAUGAUUGAUUCUAUAUGUGGAUGAGCUUUUAUGGAGAAAACUCCUGAUGAGAUUUACAAUCUUUAUGAAAAUUUAAGUAAAAAUUCUAGAGAUCAAGCCUCUUUUGAAUUAUAUGACAAAGAUAAGAAGAGAGGAAUUUAUGAAUUACAUCAUGAUGAUGAUUCUAAACUUAGAAAUGAGGUUAAUCAGAUUAAUCAAAGAUUACAAAAAAUUGAUUUACUUAUUGACAAUAUUAGAAAGCCUUUUAACCCUCAACUUAAUUUGAAUAGUACAUGUCUUAUUUAUGGUGAAAAUAAUUAUUCUGAAUUUCAAUAUUAUAAUUUAGAUCAAUCAUUUCACCCUAUGUAAGAACAAGUGUAAGUAGCUCACAAUUUUAAUAAAAACAAAGAAUAUUUUUCAAAUUCUUAUAAUCUUAAUUAGAGAAAUAUUUUUUCAUAGAGAGACCCAAAUAAUAUUCAAAAUCCAGAAACACUUAGACCCAAUUCAAACUCUGAAUUUCGUCCAAAACAAAAAAAUAGAUUUCAGAAAAAUCAGCCCUCUCAAACCCAACCUGAUAUUAUAGAAAUGAUGCAGCAAAUGAGCCAAAUGAUGCAACAAACUAUGAAUCAAAUGAUGCAGCACCAGAAACAAAUUAUAGAGGCCCUUGGGAAUAAGAGAGAAGAGGGACAGCUACCUAGUCAGCCCGUAGAAAAUCCAAGAAAUCACCCAACAAUAGGAUUUCAGUAAGGGGAGUCUAGUAGCAUAAAUCUAAGAAAAAACUCACGAAAUAAAAAUGUUAGGAUAGUGAAUGCAUUAAAGAGUAGUAAGACCUUACCUGAUCCUUAUCCUCAAAUAUUAGAAGAAAAAGAAAACGUAGAUAACCCAAAACAAAAUCAAAUAGGAGUAGAAGAGGAUUUUAUAGAUUCUACUAAGGAAAUUUCGAAAGAGAAGACAACCAUUCCAUUUUCUAAAGCUCUAGAGCCUAGACAAAGAAAGAAAAAGGAACACAAUAAAGAAAUAAAGAAAAUUUUACAAGAUGUGCAAAUUAGUCUUCCUUUACUCACUGUCAUUGAACAUAUUCUUGAAUAUGCUAGAGUUUUAAAAGAAAUUUGUACAUCAAAAAAGGCACAUAGAGUAGAAAAAUUAUCUAUGCAUGCUAGUACAUUAUUAUUAAAUCAAUUACCAUAUGAAUUGAGAGAUAUAUGUGCCCCUUUAAUUUUGUGUGAUAUUGAUGGAUCCAUUUUUUAGAAUACAUUACUUGACACCAAUGCUAGUAUUAAUUUAUUACUUGCAAGUAUUUGUGAUAAAUUUAAUAUUUUUGAUCUUAAACCUUUUACUAUUACCUUACAAUUUGCUGAUAGAUCCAUAAAACAUCCUAAAGGUAUUUUAAAAAAUGUGAUAGUAACAGUUAUAGGGUGUAAAUUUCUAAUUAAUUUUGUAGUGCUGGAAAUAGAUUUUAAUGGACAAUUUUAUGAUACACCAAUCAUCCUAGGGAGGCCAUUUUUACAUACAGCAAAGAUAAAUAUUUAUUUUUCCACAAGUAUUAUGAAAAUUUCAUGUGGAGAUCAAUCAGUAGAAAUUAAAAUUUUUGAGGUACCAAAUGAUCUUAAGAAAUCACAAGUAUAUGAUUGUCAUACCAUAGAUCUUCUAGAUGAUUUUGAUGAUCCAGAUAUUAUUGAUGACUAUGUACUAGAAGAAUUAGAGGAAAUAGAGAAUAGAAAUUUGAGAGAAAAGAAAGAGGAAAAUCAUUAGAUGUACUUCAAAAAAAUAAGAAAGCUAUAGGCUAGAAAAUGGACGAUCUAAGGGACAUUGAUAUAAGUAUAUGCAUGCAUAAUAUAUAUCUAGAGGAGGGGGCUAGAACUAGUAGAGAACCACAACGAAGAUUAAAUUUUAACAUGAUGGAAAUUGUAAAAAAAGAAAUUUGAAAGUGGUUGGCUGCUGAUAUUAUUUAUCUUAUUUUAGAUAGCAAAUAGGUUAGUCCUACACAAGUAGUGCUAAAAAAAUCAGAGAUUACGAUUAUAAAAAACAAAAAUAGGGAUGAAAUACAAACAAUAUUAACUACCGGCUAAAGGGUUUGCAUUGAUUAUAGAAAAUUAAAUUCAGUUACUAGAAAAGAUUAUUUUCUCUUACCAUUUACUGAUCAAAUUCUAGAAAAAUUAGCUAGAAAAAACCUUUUUUUUUUCUUGAUGGAUAUUUUGGUUAUAAUUAAAUUUAUAUAAACCCUUUAGAUCAAGAAAAAAUAACUUUCACUUGUCUAUUUGGUACUUUUGCUUUUAAACACAUACCUUUUGGUCUGUGUAAUGCUCCAACCACAUUUCAAAGAUGUAUACUAUCUAUUUUUUCUAAUAUGAUUGAAAAAUAUAUGGAAAUUUUUAUGGACAAUUUUUCUAUUUUUGGUGAAUCAUUUGAUGAAUGUUUAAAUCAUUUACAGCAUGUACUUGAGAAAUGUAUAGAGAAAAAAUUAGUUUUGAGUUAGGAGAAAUCACAUUUUAUGGUUAAAGAGAGAGUUGUGUUGGGUCAUAUUGUGAGUGAAAGAGGUUUAGAGGUGGAUAAAGCAAAAAUUGAUAUUAUAUCUAAAAUAAAACCUCCAAAUUCAGUAAAACAAAUUAGAUCUUUCUUGGGUCAUGCAGGUUAUUACAUAAAAUUUAUUUAAGAUUUUUCAAAAUUUUCUAAACCUCUCACCAUGCUAUUAUCUAAAGAUGUGCCUUUUAAUUUUGAUGAGAAAUGUUUUGUGUCUUUUUCCGAAAUAAAAAGAUUACUUACUGAGGCACCCAUUUUACAAGCUCUUGAUUAAUACUUUCCCUUUGAAAUAAUGUGUGAUGCAUCGAAUUAUGUAAUGGGGGCUAUUCUAGGACAAACAAAAGAGUCAAAACCCAUAGUAAUUUCAUAUAUCCGAUGCUUAAUUAAAUUAUACCACGACUGAAAAAAAGUUGUUAGUUAUAGUAUUUUUGUUAAAAAAAUUUAGAUCAUAUAUUUUGAGAGCUAAAAUUAUUAUUUAUACUGAUCAUGUAGCAUUAAAAUAUUUGUUAAAUAAGAAAGAUGUAACGCCGCGUAUAUUAAGAUGAAUUUUAUUGUUGCAGGAAUUUGACUUAGAAAUAAAAGAUAAAAAAGGUUUCGAAAAUAUUGUUAUUGACCAUCUUUCUAGAUUAAGUGAUAUAGAAAUAAAUGCAACACCUUUACAAGAUGUAUUUCCAAAUGAACAAUUGAUGGCAGCUCAACAUCAACCAUCACCAUGGUAUGCACAUAUUGUUAAUUUUCUAGUUUUUGGAAAAACUCUAGAACAAUGAGAUAAGAAUAGAAAACAUUAUUUAUUUUCUAAGAUUAGAAAUUAUUUUUGGCAUGAUCCUGAUUUAUAUUACUUGGGCAAUGAUCAAAUUUUAAGGAGAUGUGUUCCUGAAGAAGAAUAUCAUAGUAUUAUUAACAUGUGUCAUUCAUCUAAUUGUGGAGGUCAUUUCUUUGAACGAAAAAUAACUACAAAAAUUUUUCAGUGUGGAUUUUAUUGACCUACAAUCAUUAGAUAUUCUAUAAAAUUUAGUAGAACAUGUAUUUCAUACUAAUCUAUAGGUAACAUGAGUAAAAAAGAUGAAAUACCCAUGAGUAACAUGUUAGUAGUCGAAAUUUUUGAUGUAUGGGGAAUAGAUUUCAUGGGUCACUUCCCAUCAAUUGAAAAAUAUCAAUAUAUUUUGUUUGCUAUUGAUUAUGUGUUGAAGUCGGUGGAAGUUAUUACUACUAGAACUAAUGAUCAUAAAAUCGUGAUGAAAUUUAUGCAGGAAAAUAUUUUUUCGAGAUUUGGAUGUCCUAGAGUGAUUAUUAGUGAUGGAGGAACACAUUUUACAAAUAAAUAUUUUAGGGAACUAUUGAAAAAGAAUGGAGUACACCAUAAAGUAGCCACUCCAUAUCAUCUCUAAAUAAAUGGGCAAGCUGAAGUAACAAAUAGGGAAAUUCAAAGAAUUUUGAGAAAAAUAGUUGGACCAGAUAAGAAAGAUUGACCCACGAAAUUACAAGAUGUAUUAUGGGCUUAUAUAACAGCUUAUAAAAAUCUCAUAGGUAUGUCCCCAUUUCAUCUCAUUUUUGGAAAGCCAUGUCAUCUUCCUAUGGAUAUAGAGCAUAAAGCAUUAUGGGCUAUAAAAAGUUUAUGUAUGGAUGAAAAAUCAGCUGGUGGGCAUAUAAUUUUUCAACUACAUAAACUAGAGGAGUUGAGGAAUGAAGCUUAUGAAAAUCGUAGAAUAUAUAAAGAAAAAAUUAAAACUUUUCAUGAUAAAUACAUUAGUAGAAAAAAAAUUGAUGUUGGACAAAAAGUGUGGUUAUAUGAUUCUAGGUUGAAAUUAUUCCUAGAAAAAUUAAAAUCAAAAUAAAAAGGGCCUUAUGUGGUGGAAGAGACAUAUGAUCAUGGGGUUAUAAUGAUUAAAGAUCCUAAAAGUGAUCAUAACUUUAAGGUAAAUGGACAACAGCUUAAACAUUACAUAGAACAUGAACGCCUUGCAGAAAAAGAAAUUUUAUUAUUAAAAGAAAUUCAAGAGUAAGAUCAAGGAGUCUAGUUGGAGACAUUAAAUUCAGCACUACAUGAGAGGCAACCCAUGGUUUUUAUUUCAUUCUGUUUGAUUUUUAUUUUAUUUUUUUUAGCUCUAUUUUUCUUAGAAUUUCACAAUACUUAUUUUUGUAUUUGUUUCUUCAAAAAAGUGUAGUAGGAGGAGUGUAAGAUGCUCUUUAAAAACAAGGUUGAGGUGAUGCCUUUUUGAGCUUCAUCAUUUAUGAAAAUAUUUUUAAUGCUUAACUUUAUAGAUAUGUAUGCUUCACUUGAAAAUUAUAUUUUCUACAUAUUCUAUUUUGACUUUUCUGUGUCAUUGAGGACAAUGUCAUUUUUAAGUUGGGGGGUGAAGUAUUCAUUAUUAAUUUAUGCUGUAGGACGAUUAAGAACAUGUGUUUGUAUUUAAUUCAACUUAGAACAACAACUAAAAAAAUAAAAAUAAAAUAAAAUUCGGAAAAACUACAACAUUUAUUUUUCUGGUUUUCUGUUAAGAACAACAGACUGUCAAAAACAGCAGACAAAAAACAGCCUAAAAUUGGAAAUUCUAGAGACCCUUUUCUCACAUUUCAAUCCCCUAGACAUAUAUUACUAAAAUUCAAAAUUACAACUAUAAAGAUGAUAGUUUUGAUUUAUUUUUGACAAAUUUAUUAUGCUAAAAAUAGAACUGAAAAUAGAAAACAGAACUAUCAGAACUAUCUAAUUUAUAAAUUUCUUACAUCAUAUUACAUACAUGAAAAAUUAAAUCAAUUAGAUUGAUUGAUAUCAAAUAGAUACUAAGAAGAUUAUUAUUAAGUCAAAAGAAUGAUUUAGUAGCAUGAAAUAUUGGAAUACUCUUUGGAUACAUGAUAGAUAACAUGGAUUUAAUUUUACUAAUUUUCACUUCAUGAUCUUGAUGAAUAGUAUUUACUUGAUGUAAAAAUUUGAUUGAUCAUUUGAGUUUAAUGGAGAUUUUUGCACCCUGAUCUAUAGGACUUGUGAGGAAAAAUCACUUAUUUCGAAAAAAAAAAAGAGGGAGUUAUGUGAAAAAUCUAGAAAUUAAGAGUACACAUAGAGGGUGUGAGACAUAAUUUUUAUUGUCAAAAUUUGUCUACAGAAAAAACUACUUAUCUACUAUAUAUAUAUAUAAAAGGAAGAAGUAUAAUGUAAACUUCAAAAAUCAAGCCAUAAAAAAAGAAAAUUGUAGGAUCAAUAUUAUUCUUGGAUGAGUAUUGAUAAUUGAAACAUCUUGUAAAUUACAUCUAUGAGUGAAGAAGUGAUAAAGAUGUGAAUAAAAGAAGUGAAGUCUAAAUUGUUAUUCCAAUGAGUGUUUAAACAUUUAAGUGCUUGACAUCAUUCUUAAAUACUUGAUAUAAGAAUUCAAAGUAUUUAAAGGUGCAUCAUUUCUAAUUGUAUUUUUUUUCUGUAUUAAAAUAUGAUAUUUGAGAUUUGUAAAAUUUUAUUUUCAUAAUUCUAUUGCUAAGGGACUAACAAUGAUUUAAGUUGGGGGUGUGAUAAGUCUUUAUUAUCAUGAGUUAAUAAUUAUUAAAUAAUAUAGUUUUAGCUUUAACUUAUGAUAAAUAGACAUAUUUAUUUUAAAGUGUGAAAAGUAGUUUUUAGUUGAUUAAUGUGAAUUUUUGGGUAAUUAUGUAAUUUUAUACAAUUUUUAUAGUCUUACUUUUGAGAUAAAUGAAGAACAAAAAAUAAAAAUAAAAAUAUUGCAAAAUGGGGGCUGGCCAGUCGGGCCUGUAAGUGGGUCGAAAGCAUAGUCGAGGAAUAGCCACGAGCAGGGGCUCGAGCAACUUGGCUUGGAUUGAUAGGGGCACGUGUGUGCCACUCCCCUUCCACGUCACCGGUGGCCAGCAGGUGUGGGGCAAGGAGUGGUCGUAUACGCGAAAGAAGUGACUUGCCUAGAAAGCUAACAUUACUAUAUAUUUGUCUGAAAAAUCGGUGCACAACUGAUGUGGGACUAAACCCGCGUCACACCUUUUUCAGAAGAGGUAGGCGACCGGUGCGGGUUCAAAUCUUCUAAGAGUCAAAAUUCAUAUAUUUUUAUCUAAUUAUCACGACUUUCCUAUAGAUUGCCGGUGAAGGAUUAAGCAAUUAGAAUCACUAGAUCAUUGACGAAAAUCUCGUCAAUGCAAUUCGUAGAGCAUUGCUACUAAAAUUGAUGAAUGAUUUGCGAUAAAAAGAUCGUGAAUCCAUCAAGUAAAUCAUCUCCGAUUGAUCGAUGAACAAGCUGUCAUCAAGAAGAGGACGAUCCUUUAGGAGACGAGUCACCACCUCUUGAAAGCAUACCAGAUGCGAUGAAAAGCCUCCUCUUGCUGUGUGGACCUAAGGAUGAAGCUCCCUAACAUGUGCCCCACCUCCAUCCAGCUCCUCUCUGUCGAGUGAUAGUCGUCGGAGAGCCGCAAAGUCGUCGUUUUUUCGCUCCGCCGAGUGACAGCCACCAGAGAUGAUUCGACAACCCAUUUCAUCAAUCUCUAGACUUCGUAAGGAGAUCUAGAGAUUGUCCAUGUCGUCUUUGUCUAAAGAGAGCCUUCGAGGCUGUGGACACUGCACAACAAUUUUCCUAAACACUCAGGAUUCUGGUGCAUUACCGUCGUGACACCAGAACUCUAUUUUCCUGCUUUCAAUUUACUUUACACUUCAUUUAGUAAUAAUUUUUGUAAUUUUAAUUUACCAAAAUAUACUUUGUUCUAUUAUGAUUAAUUCAGCUUUUACACAUCUUAAUUUGAUUAAUUAAAUCAUCUAUAAUCACUUACGUAAGAAUCGUUGGGCGGAACUUUGUUUUCGCCCGAUUCGUGUUCGCCAGGUGCUGACAUCAUCUUGAUGUCUGCACCCUUAUUUCCCUUUUUCGUGAAUUUUAAAUAUAUUUCCUUUUCAUUUCCUAAUAUACAAUUUAUAAAAAAUCAUAUUUAUUAAGACAAAUUUUGAAUAAUUACUAGAUAUUAUAUUACAUCCUUGUGAUCGACUUGGAAAAUUACUACUAUUUUUGGAAAUUUUAUUGAAUUAUAAUUAAUAUAUUUAUUUAGAAAUACUUCUAAAUAUCUAAAAAUUCAUAUUUUCUAGUUUUAUAAAUUUUAGAUUUGCGUGAUUUAAUAUACAACGACUAAGUCACGUCAGACCACACAUACAAGGUCAAGCAAAAAACUUGUACGAUUAUGGAAGAAAAUGAAAAAACUCUUUAAAUUUUAUUUUCUUCCCCCAUAUUAUGAACAAAUUUUAUAUCAACAGUAUCAAAAAUGCAAACAAAGAAAUAGAUCAGUUUUGAUUAUGUUAAAGAAUUUUAUCAUUUAUCUUCUCAAAUUGACUUGAAAGAAUUUAUGUCAUAUAUGAUUUCAAGAUUUAAAGGUGGUCUCAUAUGAGAAAUUGAAGACAAAGUAGUUUUACAAUCAUUUUUCAAGCUUAAUGAUAUUGCAAUGACUAUAGAGCGUGCUGAAACCUUUCUAGAGAAAGGAAAAAUAAAAAUUUGAAAUUUUAGAAGUCAGAAUUCAACUCUUCAAUUAGAUAGAGGAAGAUUUAUUGUUAUUUCUUCUAGACCAUAUAAUAGACGAUUGAAUCAAAGUUCAAUCAGAUCAAGUAGAGCAAAUCUUUUUGCUCAAGUCUCGACUAACAAAAAUCUUUAUACUCCUAAUGUCAUUCUUAAAUGCUACAUGUGUGGAAAAAGUGAACAUAAAUCAAAUAUAUAUACUAAAUGUGGCACAGUAAACUUGCAUACUCUAUCAAAGACGAAUAAAAAUAUGAACUAAAAAUUAAAGGUGAGGUAGAAGAAAAUUUUAUUGAAUUUGAUAUUAAAGAUACACUAUCACAUUCACUUGUAGUCAAAAGAUUAAUGUAUUCACCAAAAAGAGAAGAAGACCCAUAGUGCUAUAACAUUUUCAAAACAAGAUGCACUGUGAAUUCUAAGAUAUGUGAUAUAAUCAUUGAUAGUGACAACAAUGAGAAUAUCGUAUCUUUUGUGAUGCUUAAAAAAUUAGGUUUGUAGACAAACCCACACCCUCAUCCAUAUCGAAUUGGUUGAAUCAAGAAAGAAAUAGAAACUAAAGUUUCAGAUACGUGUUUAAUCAAAUUUUCAAUUGAUAAGAUUUAUUAUGAUGACGUGCAAUGUAAUGUUGUUGAGAUGGAUGCUUGUCAUAUGAUAUUAGGUAGACCAUGAUAGUUUGAUAUUAAUGCUACACACCAUGACAAGGAAAAUACUUACAUUUUUUAUAGAAAUGAUAAAAAAAUGUUUUAGCUCUAAUGCAAGAUAGUAAUUUUAGCGAAGGAGAGAAGGAGAAAAGAAAAAUAACACUCAUCAAUUAGACAAAGUUUCUUAAAGAGUUUGAUAUUAAUACUAAAUUAUCUAUUAUUAUUCAAAAACUUGAUUCAAAUAUCAAAAUAGCUUAUGUGAUAUCAAAAAUUGUUGAAAGUCUCUUAUCUGAUUUGUCUGUACUUAAAGAACUAUCUACUCAUCUUCCAACAAUGUGAGAUGUACAACAUCAUAUUGACUUUAAACUAUAAGUUUGCCUAACCUUUUGUAUGAAGGAUGACUCUACAAGAAAAUCAAAUUCUUCAAGAACAAGUUGAAGGGUUAUUGAAUAAAAGAUUGAUAAGAGAAAGUAUGAGCUCAUGUUCUAUGUCUACUCUACUUGUUCCAAAGAAAGAUAGAAGUUGGUAGAUGUGUGUUGACAUUAGAGCUAUCAACGAGAUAAUAGUUAAGUAUAUAUUCUUAAUUCCACACCUAAAUGACAUGUUAAAUAUGCUUUGUGACUCUAAAAUUUUCCCAAAAGUUGAUUUAAAGAGAAAAUAUCAUCAAAUCUGAAUUCGAUCAAGAGAUGAAUGGAAGACUACAUUUAAAACUAAGACAUGUCUUUAUGAAUGAUUAAUUAUGCCUUUUAACUUAUCCAACACCCCUAGUACCUUUAUGAGAGUGAUGAAUCAAGUUUUGAAACCUUUUAUUCGUAAAUUUGUUGUUGUUUAUUUUGAUGACAUUCUUAUUUAUAGUACUAUAGAAGAUGAACACUUAAAACAUCUUAGAUCAAUGUUCAAAAUAUUACAACAGAAUAAAUUAUACAAUAACUUGAAGAAAUGUGACUUCAUGACUACUAAUUUAUUAUUCUUGAGAUAUGUUAUAAGCGUAGAUGGUAUAAAAGUAAAUGAAGAAAAGGUUAGAGCCAUCGAAGAUUAGUCAACACUAACCACAAUUCAUCAAGUUUCGAGUUUUUAUGGGUUGGCAUCACUUUAUGUAAAAUUCAUUCGAAAUUUUAGCUCAACAAUGUCUCAUGUUACUGUGUCUAUGAAAAAUGAUCAUUUUAAAUAGACUAAUGAAGUUAUUAAAAGUUUUAUCAUGAUAAAAGAGAAAUUAUGUUCUACUUCUAUUUUAGUCCUACCAAAUUUUGAUAAACUAUUUGAAGUAGAAUCUAAUGCAUCAAUAGUUGGCAUUAGAGAUGUACUAUCACAAAAAGGUUGGCCAAUAAUAUUUUUUAGUAAAAAACUUUGAGGCAAGAAAAAAAUAGACAACAUAUAAACUAAAAUUUUAUGUCGUGGUUCAUGUUUUAUAAAUAUGAGAACAUUAUUUUGAUUUAAUGAGAGUUUAUUUUAUAUAUUGAUCAUCAAGAUCUUAAAUCAGUAAAUAGUCAAACUUUUAUCAAUAGAAUUCAUGUUAGAUGGAUCUCUUUCAUUCAACAUCUUACUUUUGUUAUUUAACACAAGUCAAGAAAACUAAAUUGAGUUGCAAAUACUCUUAAUAGAAAAAUAAUACGUUUGGUGAACAUGUGCGCUAAAAUCACAAGAUUUAAUUAUCUCAAGGAAUUAUACAUAGAUGAUAAUGAUUUUUCUCAACAAUAUGACUUAUAUGUCAAGAAUAACAACUAAGGAUUUUCACCUACAAGAUGGUUUUUUAUUUCAAGGAACACAGUUAUGUAUUCCUUACAACUUUUUAAGAGAGAAACUAUUAUGAGAAUUACACUCUUCUGGUUUAGUGGGACACCUUGGUCAAGAUAAGACCUUAUAGCCAAUUGAAGAGUGAUAUUAUUAGCCUAAACUAAAGAAAAAUAUAAAAAAAAUUAUUCGUAAAUGUUAGGUUUGUCAAACCUACAAGGGACAAAGUCAAAAUACUAGACUAUAUACUCUAUUACCUAUUCCACAAUGUCUAUGGGUUGAUAUUUCAAUGGAUUUUAUAUUAGGUAUGCCGCAAACACAGAGAGGAGUUGACUCAGUUUUUGUGGUCAUUGAUACAUUUUUAAAAAUGACACACUUUAUCGCAUGUAAGAAGACAAAUGAUGCAAGUCAAGUAGCCAACCACUUUUUUAAAGAAAUUAUUCAUCUAUAUAGAAUUCCUGAGUCAAUUAACUCUGACAAAGAUUCUAAGUUUAUAUCUCACUUCUAGUGAACUCUUUGGAAGAGGUUUGACACAUUUUUAAAAUUCAAUAGUACUAGUCACCUAUAAAUUGAUGACCAAACUAAAGUUGUGAAUAGAACUCUAGGUAAUUUGAUUCAUUGUAUUUCAAGAGAAAAGUCAAAAUAAUAGGAUUAUGCUUUGGCACAAGUAGAGUUUGCAUAUAACUCGAUGAUUAAUCAUUCGACUAAACAAUCUCUAUUUUAAGUGGUAUAUUAUUUUCCUCUAAUAAUUUUAUUAGAUUUAUUACAAAUACCAAGAUUAGUUGGAACUAAUAUUACUACAAAUAAUUAUAUCAAAACAUUUCAUGAAGAUGUGAUACAUAAUCUCACAACCAAUUAUGAGAAAUAUAAAGCGACAACAUAUAAGAAAAGAAGAAAGAAGAUAUUUGAAAUUGGAGAUAGAGUGAUGAGGUACCUUCGUAAAGAAGGAUUCCUAGUAGGUAGCUAUAAUAAGUUGAAGUCAAAGAAAUAUGGAUGAUAUCAAGUUCUAUAGAAAAUUAAUAACAAUACAUACCUCAUUGAACUCCCACCAAAUAUGACUAUUUCACCCACAUCAAUGUUAGUGAUAUAUAUGAGUACUAUGAUGAUUCAAAUUAAGACUAAAGACGAGUUUUCUUGAAAGAUGAGAAAUUAUUGAUGUAGCCUAAGACACAAGUUGAAGUGUCAACUUUGAAUUUGGGCCUACUUAUUCUAAAUUUAGGUCAUAAAGUGAAAAGUGCAAGAAAAGCAGCCCACAUAUGUCACCAGUAGAUUAGAGGUCCGAAUUUGGGCCCACUUUAUAUCAUUUCACUUCUAGAAAGUACUUUAUGUUUCAUUCCUUCUAAAGAGACUUUUAAAGUUCAAUAUAUACCUAAGAUCUGUUCAAGAUCUCUGCCUAUCAGAUUUUGUACCUAAGAUCUAUUCAAGAUCUUUGACUAUUAGAUUUUGUACCUAAGAUCUUAUUUAGGAUAUGUAACUAUCAUAGUCUAUUUUAGGUCAUGUUAGAGUAUUUUUAAAUAAUCUAUCUAAGAUUUCAAUCUGUCAGAGUCUAUUUUAGGUCAUUUCAGAGUUAGUCAAACUUUGUCCCCAUGAUUUGUUAGGAUUCUCCUUUUGAAGAAUGCCCAACCUCCUUUCUAAGCCUAUAUUAAGGCCCCCAUUGUAAUUUGAGGUACUCACUUUUUUAGUUGAAUCAAUUUUUUCUACUAUGAGAACCUUUCCCUCUUACUUGUAGAUUUAGGCAUCCCUUGUGGAUUCAAAGGUUGAAGACUCCGAAUAUGUGGAUUUAGAGGCAGGUUUCUUUCCUAAGAUUGAAGUUUUCUAAAUUCAAGCCCAUAUCUUGUUUAUCUUCCGCAUUACUAUUGCAUCAAAAUGUCUUCUCAAAGUCUCUUGAGAUAUGAUAUUUCUAAUAUAUUUUCUGCAACCUCAUUAGCUAUUAAUGUCAUCGUCUCAAAUUCUUCACAAUAUUCAACUAAUGUUUCCUUCUAUUUGAUCUCUAAGAAUUUCAUACAUGUUGAACCUACUUUCAGAGCACCAAAUUGCUCUUGGACAACACUCUUCAAGUGCCACCAGUUACAUAAUGGAUCUCUUCAAUCUUCUCAUUUAAACCACCUCAAGACAUGUCCCUCCAAACUAAGAUCAAUCAUCCACAAUUUGUCAUCUUGAUAUAUCUCAACUUGAUAUAUCCACCCUUAGAUCAUCCUCACUAAAUGUUGGCAUGUUUAUUCUUCUCUCUUUGUACCUUGAGUCGAGAUUUACAGGUUGUUGGAGUCCUAUGGCAUUUGGAGGAUGUCUUGAUUUGUCAAAAUACUCAUGUUCUACCUCUUCAAUAGAAAUCUGAACUUUACCACAGAGUUGAGAUUCAUCAAAAUACUUCUAGUUCUCUAGAAAUUGGUGUUGAGGGAUUAUAGAAUUUUUCUUUAUUUUCUCUAAAGAUUGCUCAAUGGAAAUGAGUUGUUGUCUGAUUUCCAUCAUCUCUUUGGUGUUAUAGCUUGAAUGGCAAUAGAUUGUUGAAAAUCUUAUUUGAUCUCUUCAAAUUUCCUUUCGAAUGAUUUAAAUCAUCCAUCACCUAUUUUUGGAGGCAUCAUAACUACUCUGAUACUAAAAUUGAUCGAGCCCCACUCACACUAGGCUCAAGAUCUUCAUGGUUAGCACAAGUAGAGCAAUAAAUUUCUUCUUCCUUCUAGAAAAUAGAGAAGAUAUAGAGAAGUUCUCUCAAAUGAAAAACUACAAGAAUCAAGAACAUAAAGUUAAGACUAAGAGAGAUACAAGAGAGGCCUAAAGGUUCUAAACAUAUACCUUUUCCCCCCUCCCCUCUGAGGUCGUGCCACUCUAUUUAUUGUAUCGGCUUCUCCUUCAAAAAUCUUCAUUAUCCAUGAUGAAGGCAAUUAUGGCCGUUAUAUGUAUUUUUGGCCCCCCUAAGAAGGCCCAAGAGUGUAAAGCCUACUUGAUCCAGGCCCUUGUGAGCUGGGCCUUACUUAUUAAGAGCCUAUUGAAUCAUGUCCUUUGAGCCCAUUAGGGCUUGGGCCUAUUUUCUGGAUGUUUUAACAAUCUUCUACUUUGUCUUUUUCUCGACGAAUCAAUUGUCCUCUUGUGGAUCUCUUCCUUGUCCGUGAAUUCCGUUUUGGUUAUAUUAAGCUUUUGAUUGGAUAGAUGGAUCUGGACUUCUAAGUUUUGAACGUCUCCAUUCAGCUUCAUCACCUCCUUGUCCAAUUCCGCUUUCUCUGAUUCAGAGAAUUUAAGCUUCUCAACCACUUCUUUCAAGUUAUCCUCCAGUCUAUUCAACUGUAGUUUCUGUUACAUUCCCUGCAUCGACAGAAUUAUCUCCUCCUUUUCUCCUGCUUGACAAUCCUCCCCUGUGCAGCCUCAAGAUCCUUGGAAGACUAGGAGUUGAACUCUCAAGAAGCUUAUAGUUUGUAGACAACUCAUCCAGAUUAUCCUAGAAUACUUUUUACAUUAUUUGGAAAAUUACUUGUUCCUGAUAAAAUAUUAUCACAUGGUUUGAGUGGAAUAGUGAAACAAAUAAAAAUGGGUCACCUAAUAAUCAUGAAAUCGUCAUCAACAUCUCAGUCCAAGCCCAAGCCCAAGUAGUUGCUGAAUAAUCAUGGCCAACAAAUAAUGCGUCAAAUAAAUACCAAGAUAUGACAAAGCUAGUCUUCCAGGUCUUGAUGUAUCUACUUCGGAGGCCAAGAUAGCUCAUGGGAUCUCACAGAAGACCUCCAUAGCUGCACCAACCUCUCCCUACAGCUUUUUUUACAAGUAA